AUGCUUCAAAAUUUUCGGUAUUUUGUUAUCAGAGCAGACAACAAACAAUAUGACUUCACAGUAGCUGAUUUUCCAUUGAUGAACUGCAAUGAUUUAAUUCAAGUAGCUCUGAUCCUGAAGCAUAAGGAAGAAAACAAUCUUAAAGGCUCUGAGACAGAUGUGUUCAAGGUUGGCUUCGCACAUGUGAAGACAUUCAUCGAUAACUAUUUCGACUGUUUGGCUCUUACAGAUGAAGAAUUAGCGAAUGUGCUAGGAAGAGAAGUAAAAGUUCCAUGGGAGGAUACUUUGACUCAAUCUGCUUUGUCGAAGUAUGUUGUUGGUGAAAUAUGCCUGAAACCAUUUGGCAUGGUGUUUUCGGGAAGGGAUACAAAAGGAAAACCGAAGAAGUUUUUGUUCAAAGUCUCAGAGAUUGAAAGAUAUAAUUCUUCGCAAUAUACGCACUUCAUUGUAUGUAUGAAUAACUGCAAGAAGAAUAACGAAGGAGACAAGAAAGAUCUGAAGAAGGUGAUCUCCUGGUAUGGAGAAGUGCGAAGGACAAUUCACUCUGCAAUUCAAAAGCUUUUGAGUUAA
Molecule: messenger RNA, 570 nt
Organism: Lactuca saligna
Lineage: Eukaryota; Viridiplantae; Streptophyta; Magnoliopsida; Asterales; Asteraceae
Source: the annotation of a GenBank genome assembly